ACAGACAGACAGACAAAGAAGGAAACGAGGGAGGGAGGGAGAGAGAACGUGAGGGAGAGAGGGAAGGUAUGAAUUCGUAUUUCUCAAAUCCGUCGCUCUCUUGCCAUUUACCGGGUGGCCAAGAAGUUUUACCCAACGUGGCGUUAAAUUCGACAAGCUAUGACCCCGUUAGACAUUUUUCGUCCUACGGGGCAACAGUGGCCCAAAACCGGAUCUAUUCCUCACCUUUCUAUUCGCCCCAAGAUAACGUUGUUUUUGGAUCCAGCCGGGGACCCUACGAGUACGGAUCUAACGUGUUCUACCAGGACAAAGAUGUUCUGCCCAGCUGCAGGCAGACUAGCAUGGGUCAGGCAGCGCAGAGUUCGCUUGCACAGGAUUACACCUCUGAUCAGGGGAGGACUGGAUCGCAGGAACAGAAAGGAAGUAUUCAGAUCUAUCCGUGGAUGCAGCGAAUGAACUCUCACAGUGGAGUCGGAUAUGGGUCAGAUAGACGGAGGGGUCGACAGAUUUACUCCCGGUACCAAACGCUAGAACUCGAGAAGGAAUUCCACUUCAAUCGUUAUUUGACCAGACGAAGACGUAUCGAAAUCGCCAACGCUUUGUGUCUUACAGAACGCCAGAUCAAAAUCUGGUUCCAGAAUCGCCGCAUGAAGUGGAAAAAAGAGAGCAAUCUAACUUCGACUCUGACGGAAAGUGGGUCCGCCGCAACAGUUCAGGAAGGAAAGGAAGAAGAAGCACAGGACAAGAAGAAAGAGAGAACGUCGACUUAGUCCCUAAAUACUCACAUGGUGUAUUUUAGUAAGAUAAAACCAGUCAAACUACCCACCUUCUUUUUUCUGGCACAAUUCAUCACAUAAGUAUGUAGACAUGCUCGCACCACGAGGUGCGGCCACGACACAGCACACACACUAAAGCGCACACACACGUACCCUCAAUGAGCAUCAGCGACACGAAUCCAGAAUGCAAAACGGUGUGUUACUCCGAGAUCCACCCAGACUCGAGAAAACAAGUGUUUUGAAGCUUUUUGUGGUUCCUUGUCAAAACUGAACGGUCCACAGUGUGACUGCAAUUCCAGUGCUGACUUUACAUUCCUCGCUGUACCACAUCAUCGACUGUGUCGCGCUGAAAUAUGGUUCUGGUUGUUCUUACUGUACUUCAGUCGCACUGUACUGAAUUUCCCCCCCGAAAUGUCUGUGAAGCUAUGUCAGCGAAAAUGUUUCUCUUCGUGCCUGUGUGCAAGACAGGUCAUGCACACAUAGGUUAUUCAAGAAAACUGUGCGAAGGUAACAAGCCAAGGCGUUGCAUUGACUCAGUAAAUUUUGUGUUGUAUGUUCUACAGUUUUGCUGUACUAAAGCAUAUGAGCAAAAGGUGUCACAGGGCGAACAAUACUACCUGAAACAUUAAUAUGCCUUUGUAUAUAUUGUCUAUGCUGUAUUCCUGUGAAAGCUUUCGUGUGCGCUCUACGCUCUUCAACGUAGUCCAUGCAUUGUUUAUAUUUAGUAGUAGUGUUAAAAAAGAAAUGACUAUAUAAUGAACGCUUAAUGUGAUUCCAAAUUAGCGACGGCAGAAAAAGGAAACUGCGUUCCCUGUGUGUUGUAUGAACUUCUCGUCCAAUCGCAUUGUGUGUAUUUAAUAAAACAUUUAUCACAGCACCUGAUUUGUAUGUUAUGAAGACAAGAACUCUUUUACCGAAGAGUAUUACUUGUAGAACAGUUGGAUAAAUUCCGAGUUUAUCAAGAUCUACAGGCAGGCUCAUUUAAUCUGUAGAGAAUACCAGUGUAACACCACUGCAAUAAAAAAAACUACGGAAUUUUAUGGUCUGUAUAUAUGUACAUGCGCACACACAAAGCAUCACACAGCAGCUUAUCUCUUUUUCUGCUUUCCUGACCUGCUUUCUUUGAAGUUACGACUGUGAAUAGAGACUCAGUUUUAUUACUCUUUAACUGGAAAGGAUUUCCCACAGGAUGUACUAAAUUGCAGAACAAAGCGGCCUCGCCAAACAAUCUUAACACGUCAAAAGAACAAUUUACAGCGACAGAUCGUGUUUUUAUUAUUUGAACACGGCUUUUUAAAAAAAAAAAAAAAAUCAGCAUCCCGCCGCUUGCAUCUUGUUGGCAAUGACUGUAAACUAUGAAUUAAUAAACUCCAGUGACUAGUAGAACAGUUGUACUGAGUUUGCUUAAAGUAGUCUAGACUGCCUAAGUGUAUGACAAACUAAAUGUGCUAGAUUCACUAAUGUGACACACAUUCUUAAUAUUGUUAGCGCCGAUUACAGUUUGCCUUUCAAGCAAAUAGGCAAAGUCUACUAGGUAGUCCGUGAACAAUGUAGGCCCGUAAACUCUAUCAGCUUUUUGUGUAUAUUUAUGAAGCGGUUAA
This is a messenger RNA of Scleropages formosus (Asian bonytongue), 2377 nucleotides long. RefSeq names its product homeobox protein Hox-C6-like. Gene Ontology annotation, cellular component: nucleus. The coding region runs from base 69 to 770 and encodes 233 amino acids. The transcript is spliced from 2 exons. The record is from RefSeq and is a predicted model, not a curated record. Gene Ontology annotation, biological process: regulation of transcription by RNA polymerase II; anterior/posterior pattern specification. Lineage: Eukaryota; Metazoa; Chordata; Actinopteri; Osteoglossiformes; Osteoglossidae. Gene Ontology annotation, molecular function: DNA-binding transcription factor activity, RNA polymerase II-specific; RNA polymerase II cis-regulatory region sequence-specific DNA binding.